GUUGCAAUUUAUUGACGUGGGUCCAGCGGUGUCGGUCCUGAAAGCCGACUGCUGAAAUUGUUGAAAUUAUCAGAAAAAGAUAACUGCAACGUGUCAAUUAAACAUUUAUAUAAAUUCUUCGACGGUGUAGGCCGUCGUUGAUCAUGGUUCGGAACAGAAAAUCUGGGAAUGCCCAGCCGAAACCUGCUAACAAUAACGAGAGUAGAGAUAGCAGUUCUGGCAGGUCCGUUAGUACUCAGGGGAACAACGAUUAUUCAUGGCUGAGCGGAGUGUUGCGAUUCACGACAGUAUGGAAAUCCCGUCUAGGGUUCAUGAGUUUGCUGGUCGCUAUCUAUGUGGGCGCUUUGGGAUAUUUGGAGACUCGUGUGAACACUCCUUUUGAUGAUAAAAACAAGGUAGUCCAAGAGACCGGUUUGGCCAUACCGGAACGGUACUGGGGGUCGUACCGUCCAAACGUGUACUUCGGCAUGAAGACCAGAGAGCCACAGUCACCGGUCUUUGGGAUGAUGUGGUACAACGUAGGCCUGAGGUCACAAAAGGAGAUAAGACACUGGUGCGACCAAGGUGACAACCUGCCCACAUACGGCUGGCUCCGUCACGAUGGGGUCUCUUUCGGAGAGCAACUCAUAUCGGAUCCGCCUCACACGAUUAUGACGUCGUUUAUUAAGACGAUGGGAGGCGAGCAUGGCGGCCAUUGGACGGCUAGAAUCAAUGUUACUGCUAAAAACAACAAGAAAUCCAACUUGAUGCUGGUCUGGUAUGCAGCGUUGGACGAGUCUCUGUACCCAGUGGACCCCGAGGAGGUUCCGGAGUCUCGUCUGUGGAUGGAAGACGGCGGCCUGCAGGGCUUCACGCCAGAACUGCUGAACUUUAGGAUCAAUUUCACCGUGCAGACAGACGGGUCUCUGUACCCAGUGGACCCCGAGGAGGUUCCGGAGUCGCGUCUGUGGAUGGAAGACGGCGGCCUGCAAGGCUUCACGCCUGAACUGCUGAACUUUAGGAUCAACUUCACCGUGCUGACAGGAAAAGUCCUAAACUCAGCCUACAGUGAAGCGCACGCACCAGGGUUGCAGCUUCUGAAGGAGACUUACUACUCGUUGCUGAGAGAACGAAAGCACCCCACAUUCGGUCGGGUCGCUUUCCUCGGCCCUGACCACCAGCUGCAUGACAAGGAGAAAAACAUAAACUUCCUUCCCAUCCAAAUGUUGAUCGAGACACCAUUUGUGAUGGACUUAGCGUACACCACCGAAGACUACCCCGCCCCCCCUCUACAGGGGAAAGAUUAUUCGAAGGCUUUAGAUGAGAAGAAGAAGGAAUUCGACGAAGAAUUUGAGAAGAAAUUCGGACUUUCUGAGAAAGGCUACCCAGAAGACGACAUAGCAAUAGCAAGAGCGGCCAUGUCCAACAUGCUUGGAGGCGUGGGAUAUUUCUAUGGGUCUGGGCGCGUGCAGUCGCCUUACACUAGGGAACCGGUGCCUUACUGGAGGGCACCCUUGUACACCGCCGUGCCGAGCAGGUCAUUCUUCCCCCGUGGAUUCCUCUGGGACGAAGGUUUCCACGGCCUGCUCAUAGGGAGGUGGUCUCCUGACAUACAGAUGGACAUAGCAGCUCACUGGAUGGACCUGAUCAAUGUGGAAGGAUGGAUACCAAGAGAACAGAUACUUGGAGCGGAAGCCCUAGCAAGGGUCCCGAAGGAGUUCGUCGUACAAAACAACGCCGCAGCCAAUCCUCCGAUGCUGCUCAUCCAACUAGCUCGCCUCGUGAAGACCAGGCCACACCUCUUCGAGUCAGGAAUGCCUCACAGAGCCACCCUGGGGAGGAUGUUCACUAGGCUCCAGGCGUGGUACAACUGGUUCCAAACGACCCAGAAAGGGGAAGAACCCACGGCCUACAGAUGGCGCGGCAGAGAAGACGAUGGGAUGCAGCUCAACCCUAAGUCUCUGUCGUCUGGCUUGGAUGACUACCCGCGAGCGUCGCAUCCUUCAGAUAUAGAAAGGCACGUAGACCUUCGAUGCUGGAUGUACGCCGCUGCAGACAGUUUAGCAACCAUAGCGCGUGCUAUAAAGAAAGACCCUAGCAAAUUUGAAGCGACCAAAGAGCAGUUGGGAGACGAGGACCUCCUCAACGAACUUCACUGGUCUACCGCCACGCAGACUUAUGCUGACUACGGUAUGCACACGGACGGUGUGAGGUUCGUCCGGACCAUGCCCAAACACCCGGGCGAGCCGGCCAAGCUGGUGCGAGGUGUCACCGUGCCGCCUCAGCCGAAACUCGUCACUUCUGCCUUCGGUUACAUAUCCCUGUUCCCAAUGCUGCUCAGGGUCUUAACUCCUGAGAGCGAGAACCUUGGGAAAAUACUCGAGAGCCUCGACAAGCCUGGCUUGCUGUGGUCGCCUUUUGGAUUGAGGUCCCUCUCAAAAUCCUCCCCUCUCUACAUGAAGAGGAACACAGAACACGACCCUCCAUACUGGCGAGGACAGAUCUGGAUCAAUAUCAACUAUCUCGCUCUCUCAUCGCUGAAGUACUACGCGAACGCACCCGGUCCCCACAUGGAUAGAGCGAGAGAGCUGCAUUCGAGACUGAAAAACAACGUAGUCCGUAAUAUCCUCUCAGAAUACAGGAGAACAGGCUACCUCUGGGAGCAGUAUUCUGGCGAAGACGGCCGAGGGUCUGGAUGUAAACCCUUCAGUGGAUGGACUGCCCUCGUGACCCUCAUAAUGGCUGAAGAGUACUGAGCUGUGCGGACUUAAUGCCUUUGCGUGAACUAAAAAAAGUUUAAGAGGCUGUAUGAGUUGAUGCCUUUGCCGAUUUAAAAAGUAAAGUGUCAAAGGCGGUGAGAACGUGAUGCGUUUGCGUGAUUUAAAAAAAGUAUAGUGUCAAAAGCGGUGAAAGUUAUUUAAAAAGUAAAGUGUCUUAAAGGCGGUAAGAACUUGUUGCCUUUGCGUGUUAAAAAAAUAAACUGUCAAUGUGGCUGUACAGACUUUAUGUCUGGGCUAAAAAAAGAACUUAAAAGCAAAUUGUCAAUAUGUGAGUUUAUAAGGCUGUUUAAAUUAUGUCUUAGCUUCGUUAAAAAUGAGUGAAUGUGUAUUUUGUAAAAUGAAACCUUUUAAUUCUUUCAGCUGUUCAAGAUUAUUUUAGUAACGGCGCGCGCGCACGUGCUAUUUUUGU
This is a messenger RNA of Ostrinia nubilalis (European corn borer), 3168 nucleotides long. RefSeq names its product mannosyl-oligosaccharide glucosidase (gene GCS1). Gene Ontology annotation, molecular function: Glc3Man9GlcNAc2 oligosaccharide glucosidase activity. The record is from RefSeq and is a predicted model, not a curated record. Gene Ontology annotation, cellular component: endoplasmic reticulum membrane. The transcript is spliced from 17 exons. Bases 144 to 2735 code for a protein of 863 amino acids. NCBI's taxonomy places the organism in Eukaryota, Metazoa, Arthropoda, Insecta, Lepidoptera, Crambidae. Gene Ontology annotation, biological process: oligosaccharide metabolic process; protein N-linked glycosylation.